GGUAAAAUCUUCAGAGACUGACCUGAAGCUUGUCUUUCAGUUUCGAUUCUCCUACAGCUCCGCCUGCACCGCUGUUCCUUCCCAUCUAGUCAACAUUACCAUAACGAACCUACACACGGAAACACAAGAACUACAGACUCCGAAUAUGCUCAUCAUUUUCUUUCUAUGUUCUCUUUUGGACUCAUGAUGUUUACAGCUAUAAUCUCUCUGCUCUGCUUCUCUCUGUCUGCUUCAGCUGGUAAAGUUCCCUCACCUCAGAAUGUAAGAGUUAAAUCAUUCAACAUGGGACUUGUUUUGGAAUGGGAUCCACCACAGAAAGCCCCAGGAAACAUCUCCCAAGGUGGAGACUACAGAUAUACAACUGAGUACAAAGGAUGGCAUUUAUUUGAUACUGCUUGUGUGAACAUCUCAUCACUCAGCUGCGAUUUUACCAAUCUCGUCACCCCUUUUGUAAUAUUCAUGCUCCGCGUACGAGCAGAACUGAAUGGAGAAAGCUCUGACUGGGUAGAGACAGAACAGAUGAGUUUGGAAGAGAAAUCUAUAAUUGGUGCUCCAGAUGUGAGGCUGCAGAGCAGAAGUGUAGGGAUUGAGGUUGACAUCACGGAACCUGUUCUAAAAAAAAGUAACCUUAAGGAAAUCUUUUCACCUAUUUCAUUCCGCAUCCUUUACUGGAGCACUGCAGAGGACAAGAAGGAAAUGUUGGUGGAUCAAAGCAGCGUGAUGCUCACAAAUCUUAAACCAAAUGUGCAGUAUUGUGUGCAAGCACAGAUCAUUCUGGAUAAUCGCACAAGCCUGAUGAGUAACGUAUCCUGUAAAAUCACUAGUCCCAAUGAUCAGGUGAACUUAUGGCAGAUAAUGCUGGCGGUGGUGGUCAGUUUUCUGGUAACCGCGGCUUUUGCCCUUCUGAUUGCUUUUGCUGCGUGGUCUAGCUACAGAGGGAUCCGAUAUUUACACCCACGAGCCAAAUUACCAGAGCACUUUAAACAGUACUUGUUGGAGCGCCCUAAGUCACCCAUGCUGCUGGCCAUGCAGAACAUCACUCAACCCAAAGAGCUUUAUUACCAGAUCUCAAUUAUCACAGCUCCGGAAACUCCUGAAUGCAUGUAGAAAGCUCCAAACUGACUCCACUUAAUGCAGAUAAUAGGAGGAAAAAGAGAGCUGGACUUUCUAUGCAGGAAUCAGGAACUCUGACAGGCUGAACUGUGACAACGUUUACAAUGGAAGCCCAUCGGAGAAUGCAGACAGAGAGCUACUUCUGCAAUAGUUAAGUUCAUACAUACACUAUAUGGCCAAAAUGAUGUAGACAGCUGUGAAUAAGCUUGUUUGUAAUACCUUUCCAAAAUAGUGAACAUUAAUAUGGAGUUGCCCUCCUUGUGUCUAUAACAACAAACCCUUGUCUUGAAAGGCUUUACACAAGAUUUUGGAGUGUGU
Trichomycterus rosablanca is the source of this 1431-nucleotide messenger RNA. RefSeq names its product interleukin-10 receptor subunit beta-like. Gene Ontology annotation, molecular function: cytokine receptor activity; protein binding. Gene Ontology annotation, cellular component: plasma membrane. NCBI's taxonomy places the organism in Eukaryota, Metazoa, Chordata, Actinopteri, Siluriformes, Trichomycteridae. The record is from RefSeq and is a predicted model, not a curated record. Gene Ontology annotation, biological process: cytokine-mediated signaling pathway. The transcript has 7 exons. Bases 166 to 1107 code for a protein of 313 amino acids.